UUUUGGCUCAUUUUGCUAAUCUUCUCUAACAUAACAUAAUCACCUAUAGUUUUCAACAUCAUUACAUGUAUUGUAAGUUUAAAAUGUUACUUAAGGUAUACUGUACUGUAUGGUUUAAAGAGCUAAAUAAGAUGCCAUGUUCUAGUGAACUGCAAAACACAUGUUUUAUUUUUUUCCAGAGAUAUCACAGGAGUCACAGCAAUGUCUGGAGUGGAGGAAGUAAGGUCUACCACUUCAGAAGAAGAUGAUAUCCCUGUGGAAGAUAUUCCACCAAUAUAUACAAGCAGGCGAAGAAAGGUAGAAGAGAAGAAACUAUCUAGGUCAUUUCUUGACCCAUUUGAGAUAACCCUGGAUUGUACAUGUGAAGCCCAGGAAGAAGAGAUUGAUGAAGGUGAUGAUGAAGAUGACCCACUAUAUGAGCCAAGCUUUGUCAUAGAGCAAAUUUUACCUAAGGAAGUACAAGAUUAUGAAGAUGUUGCAUAUGAGGAGGCUGAGUUUGGACUAGAAAGAGAGGAAGAUCAGGCGAGUGACAUUUCCAAUUCCACUAAGACUGAAAAAAAGAACAACAAACUGUCUAAAAUUACAUGUACUAUAAAACAAUUCAUGUACACUUUUGAUAAAUCCGUUCUGUAAGAUGCUGAAAAUCUA
Messenger RNA from Ruditapes philippinarum (Manila clam), 648 nucleotides. RefSeq lists its product as uncharacterized. Lineage: Eukaryota; Metazoa; Mollusca; Bivalvia; Venerida; Veneridae. Bases 202 to 633 code for a protein of 143 amino acids. The record is from RefSeq and is a predicted model, not a curated record. The transcript is spliced from 4 exons.